UAGUGAUUCAAUAUUUACAGUUUUGCUUCACAAUCUUAUAAACACAGACAGGAUUUUUGGACCAUUUUAUAUUUUUAUGAAUUAUGCAGUAAUAGAAUAUAAAAUAGGAAUAGAGAAAAAAAAAGAAAGCGAAAUUUUAUCCACAACAGAAUUCGAAAGAGGUGGUUGAGGUGUUAAAAAAAGAUGGAUAUAAAUGGUUGAUCACAAGAUCCUUUUCAGGAAUGUUCCUGGUGUGCCACCUCGUACCAUCUUGCGUACAAUUAUUCCAGCAGGAAAGAGGAGUAUCCCUCUUUAGUAGUGUAGCGUUUCACGUUGUUUUUAAUUGGGUCACUAAAUUGUUCAUGGCAUUGGUACAGAAUUUCUUGAUGCGGUAAGAAUGAGGGAAAAAUGGGUGCUUUGGCUGCAAUGUCUAAUUUUGAUAUCUUUGGGCGUAUUUGCGACAGAUUCUGGAUUUAAAGAUCCCUUCCCUCAACAGCCUCGAAUCGUGGUGCAAGACGGAAACCUCAUUCUUCAGAGUGCUUUCAACCGGAAUGUCAGCAUUGCAACAAGUGGUCAAGGAAACAUCGUUGUCAACAAUGUCGAUUUAGGAAGAACCAUUGGGAGGGUUCAUACUAAUCAUGCUUCCCAGUCGUCUACAUUGGCAGAGAUAAGAAAUCAAAUAAGUGAUUUGUCUGAGAAAUGGAAGUCACUGAAUGAUUUAACAUUAAGAGUGAGUGCACUGGAGGAGAACGUAACAGAUAUUGCAAACAAGAUUAAUCAGUUUGUUGGUUCAGGGCAAAAUAGCAUCUCUAACAGAGGAAUCAGGAGUACUAUAUCAAAGGUGCAAGAACUUAGUGACAGUGUAAGCACUUUAACACAGCUUUUGACAGUAAAUGAAUGUACCAAUAGUCCUUGCAGAAAUGGCGGGACCUGCAUCGAUGCAUACAAUGGAUAUAUUUGCAUUUGCCCUUCAAACUGGGAGGGAGUGACUUGUGAAACAGAUGUUAAUGAAUGUGCUGUUUAUGCUGGCACGAGCUUCGGCUGCCAGAAUGGAGCUACUUGCAUCAAUACUCAAGGUGGAUACAGCUGCCAGUGUGCCAAUAAUUGGAACGGUAUCCAUUGCAAUCAAAAGUUUGAUGACUGCAGUAUGGCAUCCCAUCAGGAACUGUGCGGACAUGGGACUUGCAUAAAUGAAAAGCGUGUACAACCGGGGCAGCCAAAAUACCGCUGCCUCUGUGACCCGGGCUGGCAAAGUUCCAGCAGCAGCCCUGCUUGUACUCAAGACAUUGAUGAAUGUAGUGGUCCUCAGAAAAGAUGCUCACAAAAUCCACCUGUUACAUGCAUCAACCUACCUGGGACAUUUCACUGUGGGCCUUGUCCUGAAGGAUACACUGGUGAUGGACACAGCUGUACAGAUAUUAACGAGUGUGAGGUAAAUAAUGGAGGCUGUUCAAUGCAUCCUUUUGUACAGUGCACUAAUACGAUCGGAUCAAGGACAUGUGGAUCUUGCCCAACAGGGUAUGUUGGCAAUGGAGUUCACUGCUCGUUUGUUGGCAUAUGUGCCUUAAAUCAUGGAGGCUGCCAUCCACUUGCAACUUGCAUCGAAAACACAGCAAUAACAAGCACAUACAGAGAAUGCCGUUGUCCUUCGGGCUAUAUCGGAAGCGGGGAAGGUCUUCAAGGAUGCGUACAAUCUCCUGCGAUGAGCUGCUUAGCCAAUCCUUGCAUACAUGGAACUUGCGAAUCGUCAGGUCCAUCUGCACGCUGCAUUUGCUUUCCUGGUUAUCAUGGCAUUCUUUGCGAGCAAGAAGAAGAUCCCUGUAUCAGCGAACCUUGCCAAAAUGGCGGCACGUGCUUUUCACGACAAGGAAAUUUCACUUGCGUUUGUUCGGAAGGAUUCGAAGGGCAGACUUGUGCUAGAAGCAGAGAAAGUUGUGGUGGUUUUCUGAACGGAAACAACGGGACACUUGAAUUCCCUGAAAAUGGAGUGCACUACAACCAUAUGAUGGACUGUGCUUGGGUGAUUACAGUUGAUGAUGAUAAGGUUGUGAAUAUCACUUUUGAACAUUUCGAUUUGGAAAGUGGGCUUAACUGUGAAUUCGACUUUCUGCAAUUGAACGAUGGUCCGAACGCUGCUUCUCACGUUAUCGGCCGCUUCUGUCAAGAAGAUUUGCAAAAUCGGACAUUUGUCAGCACUCACAAUCAGCUCUACCUCUGGUUCCGGUCGGACAGGACUGCCGCCGCAACGGGUUUCUCACUCAACUGGACAGCAACUAAACCCGUUUGCGGAGGAUAUCUAUGGGGACACCUUUAUGGAUCCGUUAAUUCUCCCGGCUACCCGGGCAAAUAUCCACGCAACAGAACUUGCACAUGGUCUGUUAUUGUGCCUAUUGGAAAAAGAAUACAGUUCGUGUUUGCCACUAUGAUGCUAGAGCAUCAUGAAAAUUGUUCUUACGAUUAUCUCAAGGUAUACGACGGAGCUAGAUUCACCGACCCCGAGAUAGGCACUUACUGCAGUUCUGUGAUACCACCUCCUUUAACGACUUCAGGACACAUGGCCUUACUGCAUUUUCAUUCAGAUGAGAGUAAUGAAGAUGCUGGAUUCCACAUUGCUUACUCAGCAAUAGCAACUCACGGAUGUGGUGGAACUCUAACAGCUCCGCAAGGUAUCGUUACUUCACCUAAUUUCCCGGAUGUAUACGAUAGCUAUCUUAGGUGCGAAUGGAUCAUAAGAGUUCGUCCAGGAAGCAGAAUCCUACUCACAUUCCAAGAAUUUAAUUUGGGAAGUGAACAGAAUUGCUGGUACGAUCGUUUAGAGGUUUAUGAUGGAAAUAGUGACGCAGCUCCUGUUUUGGGUCGUUUUUGUGCUUCAACCCUUCCAAGUAAAAUCCUGGCAAAUAGUAACAAUCUUUACAUUAAGUUUCAAAGUAGUGACGCAAAUAAUGGUCGUACUGGAUUCAAAGUUAAAUACGAAACAAUUUGCGGUGGAAUAUAUACUGAUCUGACAGGAGUGUUAUCCUCGCCUAACUACCCCGAAACGUACCCCGAACGCUGUCUUUGCAUCUAUGAGAUUCGCUUGCCACCAGGAUACGUCGUCAAUGUCACAUUUCAUAGCAUGUUUAUUAGAUGGAGCUGGAAAUGCGAAUCUGAUUAUUUAGACAUCCAUGAUGGAGACUCGUCAAAUGCACCUCGUCUCGCUCAUCUGUGUGGUAAUGAAAAGCAAGACAUCAUUUCCUCAUAUAACGUUAUGUGGAUGAAAUUCAAAGCGAAUAGUCCACGCCCACCGUUGCGCGGAUUUUAUAUUGUCUACGAAGGCAUGGAAAUGGGUUGUGGUGGCUUGCUAACGGAUAAUGAAGGACGGAUAUCUUCGCCCAAACAUCCGCUUAGGUACCCACAUUCGCAUACCUGCAGGUGGCUUUUAAGGGCUCCGGAAAAACAUAGCAUUCGUUUGACCUUCACUUCAUUCUAUCUCGAGGAGGACAAUGAAUGUCGGUUCGAUUACGUUGAUAUUGAAGAAAGCAAUGGGAUGUCUUUGGGAAGGUAUUGUGGCAACAGAAUACCACCAAUUCUUACUUCAGUCCAUAAUACUCUUAUAGUGAAAUUCGUAACGGAUGCGAGCGUAGCUAGAGAUGGAUUCACUGCCAAUUAUACAUUUUUCGACACCUCUACAGAAUGUGGCGGAACUUACUAUCAAGAAUCUGGAGUAAUUCGUUCUCCUGGGUUUCCAAAUAACUACCCAAGCAAUUCUAAGUGCGUAUGGAUAAUUCAAGCAAAGCCAUACAGACAGAUUAUUCUUAAUAUCACCCAUUUCAGAUUGGAAACUGGAACGAUAUGUACAUACGAUUAUUUAGAAAUAAGAAAUGGAGGCUCUCAAGUAUCGCCUUUGAUAGGAAAAUACUGUGACCAGAUUGGCCAUGAAGUUAAAUCGCACAGCAAUAUGUUAUGGCUGAAAUUCGUGUCAGAUUAUAUCGUAGAGAGUACAGGUUUCGAAAUAUUCUUUGAGUCAACAUCUGUUGGUUGUGGUGGAAUGCUAACGUCUGCUAGCGGUGAGAUAGGUUUACCAGAUAAUUCUCUGAGUUAUGAUUGCGAGUGGCAUAUUCGGAUCUCGGCCGGUUCUUUGAUCUUUUUGAUCAUCAACGAAAUGAACAUCGAAGAGGAAGAGACUUGCUUGAAUGCCUACUUACAAAUAUUCGAUGGCGAUUCAGAAAACUCCAGAUCCGUUUUGCGCAUCUGUAAUGGCCAACAGAAUCCGGGAACAAUUACAUCUACUGGUAAUUCCAUGCUCCUUCGGUAUCGUUCGGAUGGCACAAGACAAGCCGGAAGUUUCCGUGUAUAUUAUACAACUGCUUGCACUGUUACGUUAACUAAAAGGAGUGGCGUCAUCGAGAGCCCGAAUUUCCCUGAUUACUUCGGGAAUCGGGCAUUCUGCAGAUGGGUCAUCAAGGCUCCUCAAGGAAAUAAUAUAACCAUGUCUUUCUCACAUUUGUUUUUCAGAUAUCAUAGUAAUUACUGUGCAUCUCUGAAUCUUAAGAUUAAAGAAGUUGAUGAAUAUGAAAGAGAUCAUUCGUUAUUUAGCAACUGUGGAGUACCGAACACACUUCUUCCGACAAUUGAGACUUCAACGAGCAAAGCGAUUGUGGAAUUUAUAUAUUCUUGGGGGCCGAAAGUCCGAUUCAGAUUAGAAUGGAUAAUGAAAGGAUGUGGUGGAGAUAUUGAGAAUACGAAUUCAGGCUUCAUUACUUCUCCGAACUACCCUAAUGGAUAUCCAUUAAAAACGACUUGUUUAUGGCACAUUUUUUAUGCUCCUGGAGAAAGAGUACAGUUGACGAUACUGGAGCUUGAUCUUCAAGGAGAAGAGGAAUGUGCAUCUGAUUAUGUUAGAGUGUACGGGGGAGAAAAUGAGAACUCUCCACCACUUUUGAAUGCCUGCCACAGAAUAAGCGGCUCUCAGAUUGUCACAAGCCAUGGAAAUCAUAUGGUAGUCCAUUUUAACAGUGACACUAACAUACGUGGCAGAGGUUUCAAAGCAUCCUACAGGAAACUCAGUGCAGGAUGUGGUGGUAAAUUCACAGCAGGAGAAAGUACAAUAAUGUCCCCGAAUUACCCUGAUCCUUAUAACGCUAAUGACGAAUGUGAAUGGUUGAUACAAGUAUCUUUGGGACACCGAGUGCAGUUAAAAUUUUACGAUUUCGAGCUACCUCUUGCAACGGAUUGUACUCUAGGACAUGUGGCAAUACAUGACGGAAGAAACAGCAACGCACCUUUGUUAGCGAAGUAUUGCGGUGCAAAGCCAGAAGAAAUAAUCUUUUCCACUAGCAAUCAAAUGCUAGUGAAAUUGGUGGCAGACGGAACCAAUGUGGGUAAAGGAUUCCGAGCUCAUUACAAAACAGGUUGCGGAAGUCGUCUGCUGGCAGAUGAAGGGGGCGAAAUCAUGUCGCCUAACUACCCACAUGGUUCACCUGACUUCAUAAAUUGCAGCUGGAUCAUUUACACAUCAGAACCAGCAGAAAAAGUGAGUCUUCUUGUGACUCAUCUGGAAUUAGAGAACUCCGAAAAUUGUUCUUCUGCGUCGCUGACGAUAAAGAACGGGGAUAUGCCUGAUUCGCCUAUCUCCAGCGUGUAUUGCGGCCGUAGCUCUCCUCCCCUUAUUAUAUCAAGUGGAAACAUCCUACAAGUGAUUCUGCAAAACCAUGGAAUUUUUAGGGCAACUUAUGGUUCCGCUUCAUCGAACUGCGGAGGCACCUACAAAUCCCCAGAAGGAGUAUUUACGACUCCAGGAUAUCCACUCGAUUAUCCUUUAAGCAUGGAAUGCAUAUGGACUAUGGAAGCAAGUCCCGGUAGCAAAAUCCAUAUAUCUUUUCUGAACUUUCACCUCGAAGUCAGUGAGCAUUGUAAUAAAGAUUACGUUGAAAUCCGGGAAAAGGUUGAAUCUGGGCGUUUGAUUGGACGAUACUGUGGAAGUCAGGUACCAAGUAAUGUGACGGAUGCCCAGAAACUGUGGAUCAAAUUUAGAUCGGAUGACAUUGAUUCAUCGAACGGAUUUUAUGCGCAAUAUAUCAUACAACCUAGUAAUGUGCUAAAUGGAACGGAAGGGGAAAUUGCAUCUCCAAGUUAUCCACACAAAUACACCUUUUCGAAUGUAGAAUGGACUGUCAUCGUCCCAUCAGGCAUGUUCGUCAGCGUUCGCUUCUUCGAUUUCGGGAUUGCCGACAUUAGUACAUCACACUCUUGUAUGUCUUCUCUAAAUAUAUAUGAUGGCUUCGAUGACACAGCUCCAAGCCUUGGGGAAUUAUGUGGAUAUCACAUACCCGAACCGCUUGUCAGCACCGGAAAUGUUAUUUUCAUCAGACUUGUCGUCGACCAUCGUUACGCUGCAAGCUUCCAUCUCCAGUGGGCAGCUGUGACGGAAUCUGGGGUCGUGGAAUCACCUUCAGCAGAAGAUAGUUGUUGGACGGAACUCAGACUCAAUGCAAGUACACCGAUAGUUGUUCAGUCUCCCAAUUAUCCAGGGAAUUAUCCGGAUAAUACUAACUGCACUUACAUCAUCAGGACGUCCUAUUCCCAGCAUGUGGAACUGAACAUCACAGAUUUUCAACUUGAGGACUGGUUUACAGAGUGCAGCACUGAUCGACUAGAGGUAUAUUACGCACUGAACCCCAAUGUAGAUUCCUGGCACCUGAACGCGAGUCUUUGUGGUAGAGGUGUGUCUCCGUACAUCGUCAGUCCAACAAAUUUGAUGAAGCUGCAGUUCAUUACAGACAGUCAUACUAAUUUCAGAGGUUUCAGCGCAACCGCCAUAUCAAAAUGCGGAGGUCGAUUGACAGAUUCACACGGAGUGAUAAUGAGUGAAUAUAUUAAUCAUCACAUUCCCGAUAUUAAUUAUGGGUUUCCAACUGUGAUCUGUGAAUGGUACAUACAAGUGAAACCAGGAAGAACAAUCCAACUGUCUUUUAGCCGAUUCCACAUAUUUUCAGAUCACACCUGUGGCACUAAUUACAUAUUGAUCCGUAACGGCGGCUCUAGGGCAUCACCUGUACUCGGACAUGGCAGAUACUGCGGUUUGACUAUUCCAAAUCUGCCAGAGACAACUUCAAACGAAGCCUAUGUGAAAGUGGUAAUUACCGCACCUCUUCUAAGCUUACCAAGCUUCGAACUUCGUUACGCUCAAUUUUCUCUCGGUUGUGGUAGUCGCAUUGAUUUAAAUCAAAGAAGUCAAAGUGCCGAAAUUUUAUCUCAGAAUUAUCCAGCUGCACCACCUCCUCACAUGGAAUGUGAAUGGACAGUAAUGUCACCACCGGGAACAAGGAUACGAAUGGAUUUCGAGAAUCGUUUUAAUAUGAUUGGAAA
This is a messenger RNA of Stegodyphus dumicola, 7326 nucleotides long. RefSeq names its product cubilin-like. The record is from RefSeq and is a predicted model, not a curated record. Lineage: Eukaryota; Metazoa; Arthropoda; Arachnida; Araneae; Eresidae. Gene Ontology annotation, molecular function: calcium ion binding.